AUGGCGCCGGCUCUGACAGCCCCCGCACCCUCAGCCCCUCACACCCUCUCUGCCAACGCCAAGUUAUCAAAGACUCUCUUCCCAGACGGACUCCUUACCUCUGGCCAGCACGAGCCCAUCUACGAGCUGCUCCACCCCUACAGUUCGUUCCCCAAGUCCAUCUCGGGCCCAACCGCGUGGAACGCCGCCGACUAUGCAUCCAACCCCGAGCGCUGGACACAUGUCUUCUCGGCAUCUGAGAUAUCAGAAAUCAGCUCUGCAGCCGACGACUUCAUCAACAGCGGAGUGCCGCUGACGGGCAUUACGUCUGAGAAAUUCCCACUGCCCGAGUUCUCGCGCUUCCUGGCGCCGCUGCGCAAAGAGCUGAUUGACGGCAAGGGAUUCAUCCUGUUCAAGGGUUUGCCCGUGCAGGAAUGGGGAAACAAGAAGUCUGCCGUUGCGUAUAUGGGGCUGGGCACGUAUCUUGGGUAUUUCGUGAGCCAAAAUAGUCGCGGCCAUGUGUUGGGACAUGUCAAGGACCUGGGUGAGGACGCGACUGCGAUUGAUAAAGUGAGGAUUUAUCGGACGAAUGCGCGUCAGUUUUUCCACUCGGAUGAUGCCGACUUGGUGGGUUUGCUGUGUGUGGCCAAGGCUCUUGAGGGCGGCGAGAGUGAUCUUGUCAGUAGCCACCGAGUGUGGAACGAUCUUCAGGAAAACCAUCCCGAUGUUGCAGAGCUCCUUACACAGCCAAUCUGGUACUUUGAUCGCAAGGGCGAGACGAGUAAAGGACAGAAAGAGUGGAUCAAGACAGCAAUCUUUUACCUUGAAACAGGUGAAAAUCCCAGAGUAUACAGCAAAUGGGAUCCAUACUUUGUCCGCUCUCUAACCCGCUUCUCGGACGCUGGUCUGAUUCCUCCUCUUUCUGAUGCUCAACAACGCGCUCUUCAGAUCCUGGAAGACACGUGCCAGAAACUGGCUCUGCACAUGAUUUUGGAUGUAGGCGAUAUCCAAUUUCUGUCGAAUAACCAUGUAUUCCACGCGAGAACGGCAUACAAGGACUAUGCACCGCCAGCACCGCGGAGGCACUUGAUGAGGUUGUGGUUGAGUACGCCAGAAGGAGAGGGUGGAUGGAGACUGCCGUUCCACGAUAGCCAUGAAAAGAAGAGGGGCGGCAUCCAGGUCGAUGAUACGCCGCCAGUAGCGCCUGAAGAUGCAGAAUAG
Molecule: messenger RNA, 1200 nt
Organism: Exserohilum turcica Et28A
Lineage: Eukaryota; Fungi; Ascomycota; Dothideomycetes; Pleosporales; Pleosporaceae
Exons: 3
Coding region: 1-1200 (399 amino acids)
Molecular function (GO): oxidoreductase activity
Source: RefSeq, a predicted model, not a curated record